AUGGCCUUGUCCCUUGCAAUGCUUCUCAUGUUUGGAAGAGUAUCUCAAAGGCUUUUGGUGCUCUUAAGGAUGCCUUCUCUUGGUGCGUUUGGGUCACUUGAUCAAUCUUUUUGGUUUGACAAUUGGAGUAUUGAGGGCCCAAUUGCUCAAGAUGUCCCUUUUGUACAUAUAUCUGACUCUGAUUUAACUAUUAGAGACAUUUGGAAAGAUAGUCAAUGGAAUCUCCAUGAUAUUUUCUCUAUCAUUCCAGAAGAUGUCAAACAGCGUUUGAAUGCUUAUAAUCCGGAUUUGAAUGCUGGAGAGAGUUCGGGUUGGUCGUGGGGUGUGGCAUCUUCUAGACUCUACUCAGCUAGGAGUGGGUACAGUUCUUUUGGGGAGUGGGUACAUCUCCAUAAUGCUAUUCCUACAGCAGAGUUUCGUUUGGGUCGUGGUUUAGCUUUAUCUAGCACCUGUCAUCGGUGUCAGAAUGGUUCUGAAUCCAUUCUUCAUUGUCUUCGGGAGUGCCCUAGUGCCAAGGAGGUCUGGACCCUUUUAGGCUUGUAUUCAGAUAACUCGAAUUUACAUGAUUGGCUCUACAGAUGUGCAAGGAGUGGAGAUGUUUUUCUUUUCUUUUCGACUAUCUGGUGGAUUUGGAGAAGCAGAAAUCAUGACUUAUUUAAUAUAGAUGAUUCAUGGAGUGCUAGUAAAGUGGUGAGUUUGAUUCGUAGUUCAGUAAGGGAGUUUCACACUAUUUUUGCUAUGCAUCAAUCUCUGUCUCCUCCUUCACUUUGUUUGCAUUGGGUUCCACCUCCAGUUCAUUCUGUUAAAUUGAAUUGUGAUGCUAGUUGGUUUGCUCCUUCUGGCUAUGCUGGUUUUGGUUGUAUUAUUCGCAAUCCUGAUGGAUGUUGGUUGAAAGGUUGCACUGGAAAAGUCGAAGUGUGUAGUGUUCUUUUUGCUGAAUUGUAUGCAAUUUGGAGAGGUUUACUUCUUGCUUGGGAGAGUGGAUUUCGUGAGGUUAUUUGUGAAACAGACUGUUUAGAAGCUCUUUUCUUGGUAAACCAAAGAAUGCUUAGUAAGGAUAUUCCGGAAUGGGAUUUGGCAAAGCAUAUUCAGGAGGUUAUGAAUUGGAAUUGGAGAGUCUCUAUUCUUUUAAUUCAGAGGACUGCAAAUAGUGUUGCAGAUUGUAUGGCUAAAGCAGCUGCUUCUGUCGCGGACAUUCACUCGAAUUGGAGCCAACCAUGGAGUGAGCUUCAACAUCUAAUAGAUUUAGAUAUGACUCUAGCCAAUUAA
Messenger RNA from Arachis duranensis, 1269 nucleotides. RefSeq lists its product as uncharacterized. The transcript has 2 exons. NCBI's taxonomy places the organism in Eukaryota, Viridiplantae, Streptophyta, Magnoliopsida, Fabales, Fabaceae. Gene Ontology annotation, molecular function: RNA-DNA hybrid ribonuclease activity; nucleic acid binding. The coding region runs from base 1 to 1269 and encodes 422 amino acids. The record is from RefSeq and is a predicted model, not a curated record.